UAUUUACGAAAAACGACACCUAAGUACCUUACCCCCUCACAUCACUGUUAGAAACCUCGAAUACACCGUUCCUUUUUAUUAUUUUAUCCGAAGUUGUAAAUAUGAUGUCCUCAGUUCAAAAAGAGUCUGUCCCGUCUGUGCAAGUGUUUGGGCGCAAGAAAACAGCUACAGCUGUUGCAUAUUGUAAACGUGGCAAAGGCCUCAUUAAAGUAAAUGGAAGACCCUUAGAAACUUUGGAACCACAGAUUCUUAGAUACAAGCUUCAAGAACCAGUCCUGCUACUAGGCAAGGAAAGGUUUGCAGGAGUCGACAUAAGAGUCCGUGUCAAAGGAGGAGGUCAUGUGGCCCAGAUAUAUGCAACAAGACAAGCCAUCUCCAAAGCUCUGGUUGCAUACUAUCAGAAGUAUGUUGAUGAAUCUUCUAAGAAAGAAAUCAAGGAUAUUCUGAUUCAGUAUGACAGAACUUUAUUAGUUGCUGACCCACGUCGUUGUGAGCCAAAGAAGUUUGGUGGACCAGGUGCCAGAGCUCGUUACCAGAAGUCCUACCGAUAAAAUAUUGUAACAUCAGUCAGGUCUUAAUAAAAAAAAUACAUACAUAUA
Messenger RNA from Limulus polyphemus (Atlantic horseshoe crab), 599 nucleotides. RefSeq names its product 40S ribosomal protein S16-like. The coding region runs from base 102 to 551 and encodes 149 amino acids. Gene Ontology annotation, cellular component: ribosome; cytosolic small ribosomal subunit. The record is from RefSeq and is a predicted model, not a curated record. Gene Ontology annotation, biological process: maturation of SSU-rRNA from tricistronic rRNA transcript (SSU-rRNA, 5.8S rRNA, LSU-rRNA); translation. NCBI's taxonomy places the organism in Eukaryota, Metazoa, Arthropoda, Merostomata, Xiphosura, Limulidae. The transcript has 6 exons. Gene Ontology annotation, molecular function: structural constituent of ribosome; RNA binding.